AUGCCUUCCAUUUCUAAUCCUAAUGCAACUCCACAAACACCAAUCACCAAUCAAUCAAUCCCUUCGUUUUCUAAUGCAACUCCACAAACACAAUGCUCUAACCAACCUAAGGAUAAUGUUGACUUGAAGGAUCUUCCAAAGGACCCGGCGGAUAGGCCAUUGAUUACAAGUUACAAACCAAAUAUAAGAGAUGAUGUAAGAAGAGCAUAUUUGCUUCAAGGACCGUGUCAAGAUAGUGCAUAUUGUUUAUAUUGUUAUUUGUGUGGGGACCUCAUGAGACAAAAAGGAGGGAGAGAUGCAUUUGUUUCUCAAGGUUUUGAUACUUGGAAUAAAAAAGAUGCAUUUCGGACUCAUGUGGGUGGUAUUGAUAGUUUUCACAACAAAGCAAAAGAAAAGUGUGAGUUUUUAAUGAGGGAAAAACAAGAUAUCAAUACUUUUAUUGAAAACCGGUUACAGUUUCGUGGUCAUGACGAGUCGGUUAACUCGGAAAAUAGAGAGCUAUACAUUGAAGUGUUAAAAGCCAUUCGAGAGACUAGUGAAGAUAUUUUCAAAAAUACUUUAGAAAAUGCUCCAAAAAACAAUCAACUAAUUUCCCCUAAAAUUCAAAAGAAACUUGUGCAAUGUUUUGCACAAGAAGUACUUUUGAGUAUUCGUGAAGAGAUUGGUCAAGAUGUUUUUGCUUUACUAGUUGAUGAAUCUAGUGAUGUUUCAAAAAAGGAACAAAUGGCUAUUGUUUUGCGUUAUGUCGAUACUCUUGGCUUUGUGAAAGAAAGAUUCAUAGGUCUAGUGCACGUGAAGGAUACAUCUUCUUUGACACUCAAAAACGCCAUAAAUGAAGUACUUACAAGUAAUAAGUUGAGUUUUAGUCAGAUAAGAGGACAAGGUUAUGAUGGGGCUAGCAAUAUGCGAGGGGAAUUCAAUGGUUUGAAAGCUUUGAUAUUACAAGAGAAUGACACGGCUUUUUAUGUAUAUUGCUUUGCACACCAACUUCAAUUAGUAGUUGUGGCUGUAGCAAAGAAGCAUGAUGGUUUUGUGCAUCGUGUAAAAGAAAAGACUUACUACGAGAGCAAGCAAGAGAAAGGGUGCAAAAAGGCUUGUGUAGUGGUGAACUUGAAACCGGAAGAGGUUUUAAAUUUUGUGAAAGAUGAGGGAGGGUCAUUGGCAAACUGUCAACAAGCAUCUGGAAUCUUAACAUAUUUUAAAUCAUAUGAGUUCGUGUUUUACUUACAUAUGAUGUAUGACAUUUUACACCUCACGGGUACAUUGUCAAAGCAACUUCAAAGAAAAGAUCUAGACAUUUUAGAAGCGGCUUUGAUGGUUAGAGGGACAAUGGAGGCAUUGCAAUCUUUUAGAAACAUAGGGUUUGCUAGCAUUUUGCCAAAAGUAUCCUCUUUUUGUGAAACACACGAAAUUGAUACUUUGGAUAUGGAAGAGUUGUAUAUUGGUGCGAGAAACUGUAGGACUACAAAGACUAAUAGGUUUCAUUUUGAGGUUGAAAUCUUCUACAUGGUGGUAGAUAUGCAACUUACAGAAUAUCGCGAUUGA
Messenger RNA from Lactuca sativa (garden lettuce), 1545 nucleotides. RefSeq lists its product as uncharacterized. The record is from RefSeq and is a predicted model, not a curated record. NCBI's taxonomy places the organism in Eukaryota, Viridiplantae, Streptophyta, Magnoliopsida, Asterales, Asteraceae.